AUGGAAUCGGAGAAAAUACUCAACCCAAGGCUUCUCUCGAUUAAUAGCACCACCGGCCGCAAAGGGAUGCCCGUUGAGUUGCCGCAGAAACCGCCGCCGCCGCCGUCGAUACUGGAGCGGUUCAAGGCUUUGAUUAAUCAGCGUGAAGAUGAGUUCAGUGGCGAGGAGGUUCCACCUCCGAGCAUGGAAGAAAUUGUUCAGCUUUACGAGGUCGUUUUAGGCGAGCUUACUUUCAAUUCCAAGCCUAUCAUCACUGAUCUCACUAUCAUCGCCGGUGAACAGCGGGAACAUGGACAAGGAAUCGCCAAUUCUAUCUGUACCCGAAUCCUCGAGGCUCCAGUUGAGCAAAAGCUGCCUUCUCUAUAUCUUCUAGACAGCAUCGUCAAGAACAUUGGGCGGGAUUAUGUUCGUUAUUUCUCAUCUCGUUUACCUGAGGUCUUCUGUUUAGCAUACAGGCAAGCGCAUCCGAGUUUACAUCCUUCAAUGCGCCACCUGUUUGGGACUUGGUCGAGCGUUUUUCCACCACCUGUGUUACGCAAGAUUGAGAUGCAAUUGCAACUCUCGUCUGCAACAAACCACCAAUCUUCCGCGGGGGCUUCAGAGUCUGCUCAGCCUACAAGGGGCAUACAUGUUAAUCCAAAAUACCUUCGAAGGCUGGAGCCCUCAGCGGCGGAAAGUAAUUUGAGAGGAGUAAAUUCCAGUGCAAGAGUGUAUGGCCAAAAUUCACUCGGUGGAUACGAUGAUUUUGAAGAUCAGUUAGAGAGCCCAUCGUCCAUGGCUGGACCAAGGUCUAGUACAGCUGGAACUUUGGCCCUCUCAUCUACUGCAGUUGGAGCAGAAGGGUUUCCGAGGAGGUUUAGUGAUGAAGCUAAUCCUUCUAAUCAAGCCUAUAACUACGGAAUGGGUCGAGCUACUGGCAGAGAUGAUGAACACAUGGAAUGGCGAAGAAAGGACAACUUAGGGCAAAGAAAUGAUCAUGAAAGACCCAGGGCUUUGAUAGAUGCAUAUGGAGUUGACACCAGCAAACACGUAACCAUCAAUAACCCAAUUCGCGACAGGAAUGGCACCCACAGUAAAAUGAUUACACCAUGGCAGAACACUGAGGAAGAAGAGUUUGACUGGGAUGAUAUGAGCCCUACCCUAGAACGUAGCAGAGCGGGUGACUUUUUGCGAUCAUCUGUUCCACCAUUAGGAAGUGUAAGGCCAAGACCUAGACUAGGAAACACAAGUGAUUUUCAUUUAGAUUCUGACAUUAAGAAUGGUGCAAGUCAUCAGCUACGAGAAAAUUGGAAUUUGUCACAAAAUUUUCCCCUUUCAUCCAGCCGUGGUAGUACCAUAUCAGGAAAGGACCUGAAAGUGUUGGCUUCAUCUGUAGGACUAGUUUCAUCAAACAGUGAAUUUGGGGCUUCUCAGUUUGAUAGUUUUCAAGAUGGCAACUCUCGUUUUGGUCGGGGGCCUCCUAUGGUAUCAAGAAUUGGGUCUUCUGGUGCCGAUGCUCUUCCUGAUGGGACAUGGCCCCAUUUGAGUGCUAGAGGAUCCAACUCUCUCCCUGUACCUUCUGCUCACUUGCAUCAUUUGGCAAAUCCUGGUAACACGAUGUCAAAUCGCUUGCAUGGUAAGCCUUUGUACAGGCCCGAGAACCAGAGUCAUCUUAAUGAUAUGACUCAACAGAAUCACAUGCUAGGUAAUUAUUUGCCAUCUUCAUCUGCAAUGGAUCCAAGGGUAAUGCAAUCGCUGUUACCCCACGGUCAUGGGUACCCUCCACAGGGGUCAUCCGUGAGACCAGCUUUAUCAAUCCAUGGUGGGGUAGGCACGCAUCCUCUUUCUUCAGGGGUUUUAUCUCAAAUAGGAUCCAUCUCUCAAAAUCCUUCGUUGGCAGCCUCUAACCAACCACCGGGAGGCGCUUUUUCUGGUUUGAUUGGCUCUCUCAUGGCUCAAGGUUUGAUCUCGUUGAACAAUCAGCCUCCUGGUCAGGGACCAUUGGGGAUGGAGUUUGAUGCAGACAUGCUCAAGAUACGUAAUGAGUCUGCAAUCAGUGCUCUAUAUUGGGACCUCCCGAGGCAAUGCACAACAUGUGGUCUACGUUUCAAAUGCCAAGAGGAGCACAGUAAGCACAUGGAUUGGCAUGUUACCAAGAAUAGGAUGUCAAAGAACCAUAAGCAGAAACCUUCUCGGAAAUGGUUUGUAAGUGGUAGCAUGUGGCUUAGUGGCGCAGAGGCACUUGGAGCUGAAGCAGUACCAGGGUUCUUACCCGCAGAGCCAACAACGGAAAAGAAGGAUGACGAAGAGAUGGCGGUUCCUGCAGAUGAAGACCAAACUUCAUGCGCGUUAUGUGGUGAGCCGUUUGAAGACUUUUAUAGUGAUGAAACCGAGGAAUGGAUGUACAAAGGUGCCGUGUACAUGAAUGCUCCUGACGGAUCAGUAAUAGAUGUGGACAAGUCUCAGUUAGGUCCUAUCGUGCAUGCAAAGUGCAGGCCAGAGUCCAAUGGGGGUGAUAAUGAAGAAGGUAGUCAAAGAAAGAAGAUGAGGAGUUAG
Molecule: messenger RNA, 2535 nt
Organism: Thlaspi arvense
Lineage: Eukaryota; Viridiplantae; Streptophyta; Magnoliopsida; Brassicales; Brassicaceae
Source: the annotation of a GenBank genome assembly